Molecule: messenger RNA, 324 nt
Organism: Sphenostylis stenocarpa
Lineage: Eukaryota; Viridiplantae; Streptophyta; Magnoliopsida; Fabales; Fabaceae
Source: the annotation of a GenBank genome assembly
AUGGAACCUUAUACUGCCCCAUCUGUUGCUAUUCAGUUGAGGGAACUCUCGUGCACCAACAUUAAGGUCGAACAAAUCUCCAGAACUUUGCCUUCCUAUUUUCAAAAUUUGGAGGUUCGUAAGCCAUCAUCCUGCAGUGUUCACCAGAGAGAAGUCAUUGCCGACAUGUAUUUGUUUCCAGAUUAUCUUGGUGGUGCAGACUUGGUAACCUUACAGUUGAAAAUUGUUCGUGGGAAGGGCGAUGAAAUGGAUAGUCCAAAACUAACCUUUUGUAACGAUGGAUAUAAUGGAAGAAAAGUAAACAGUGAACUGUACGUCAAGUAA